GCUGAAUGGCGGUUCAAGUGCACUGGUUUGGGCAUCAAGGUGCUGCAAGCUUGCAGCCAGGCCCCAUGGGUCGGCGUCGCAGCGAGUCAAGGUCAUACAGCUACUACAGCGAUAGCCGCAGCCCUUCACGUGAUCGCAGACGUCGUCGGCGGCGCUCCCGGCGCCGGCACCGUGGAAAGCGCUUGAGCACUGUAGACAGAUUCAUCCGAGAGAAUGAACUGAACGAGUCGGCUGCGGCCAGACUACGCGGUGCCACGAAAGAGGUUCGUGAUGCCUGCAUUGACCAAGGCUGGAAUGUGAUCGAGAAUGCGCGCAAUGCCAGCGCCGUGGUGAUCUCUCGCAUUAAGAAGAUCGAAGAUGGCAUGCGGAAAAAGGCGGAGCGGAGCCGCUCGCGGCGCUCGCGCUCCCGCCGCUCCCGGCGCUCGCGGAGCCGGCGCAGCCCGAAGCGGAGCGGAGCCGGUGGAGAUCGCGACAAGAAGGAGAAAGGCGAGAAAGGGGAUGAAGCGAAAGAUGGAGACGCGUCUAAUACCAAGGGUGGCCGGAAGAAAAGUGGCAGCCGAAGCCGGAGCCGCUCAUGAUGGUAGGACUUCCUUUGCAUCAGUUCAAAACAGUUUUAUGGCCCGGAACCGC
Molecule: messenger RNA, 630 nt
Organism: Durusdinium trenchii
Lineage: Eukaryota; Dinophyceae; Suessiales; Symbiodiniaceae
Source: the annotation of a GenBank genome assembly